CACUGCGCGCGAUGUGAUUGGUCAAAAUCUCGUGGUGCUACCAGCAGUGGACAACAAUCAUGGCCGACCAAGGAGGGUGGCCGUUUUCCUCCGAUCCUUUACCCGAUCUAGGAGCAAGUUUCAAUGUACCUUCAGAUUUAGAAACAACAGGAAUAGGUGACAUAGAUGAUAUGAUGCAAUAUUUGUGUCCUGGUGCACCUCCAGAUGAUUUGUUUGAUGGUCAGUUAUCAGCUAUCAAAACAGACCCAGAUCUACUGUCUCCAGUGCUGGAUGACCCGAACUUAAAUCUUGACAAUUUGGAUGCUCUUCUAAAUUUCAAUGAGCCACAGACACUUAAACCUCCCCCUGAUUACAAGCAAGUAACGCAGCAGCAGCAACCUCUGAGACAGUUGUUUCAACAACAGCCACAAAUUCAACAGAAGCAGCAACAAUCAGUGCAGAAUGUUAAGCAACAGCAGCCACAGCAGUUAUUAUUACAACAGCUAGCACAGCAAGUGGAACAGCAGAAAUUACAAAAUGCCUUGCAGAAUUUACAACGGCAACAGCAGCAGCAGCAACAACAGCAGCAAGCACAAGUUACUUUACAGCAGUUACAACAGUUGUUACUGCAAGCACAGAUGAAGCCAGAUAACUCCCCAAAGGUUGUUACCAUCUCGACCACCUCUCCAGCUCUGAGUAAUCUGAGCAAUGUGAACACUGUGACCACUUCAGUCAACCCUGUCCAAACUGUGGUGACCACUAGCCAAGGCAGCGCAAUACUGACCACUAGUAUCCCUAUACAGCUGGUGGACGCUGAGAAGGUUCCCAUCUCCAGGUUGAAUACAUCUCAGACCAAAAACCCACCCAAAGGAGAGAAGAGGACAGCGCAUAAUGCUAUUGAGAAAAGAUACAGGCUCAGUAUCAAUGAUAAGAUUCUGGAGCUGAAAGACCUUGUGUCAGGGACUGAUGCUAAGUUGAACAAGUCUGCAGUAUUGAGAAAGGCCAUUGAAUAUGUGAAAUACAUGCAACAACAGAACAAUAGAUUGAAGCAGGAAAAUAUGGCUCUCAAGAUGGCCUUGAAGAAGCAGAACAUUGCAGAUUUACUGACCAGUGGUCAAGAAUACUUGACCCCACCUAAUUCUGAGACUGGAUCUCCAAUCCACAGUCCUCCAACCAGUGAUACUGACCAGCCAGUAAGUCCAUGUUCUAGUGAGGACAGCAACUCUUCAGAUGGCAGCAGCAGUCUUACUACCCGUGCCAUGAUGGACAGGUCUCGCAUGGCCCUGUGUGUGUUCAUGUUUGCUAUCUUGGCAUUCAACCCUUUUGGUGCACUGAUGGGCAGUGUGGACAGAGGAAUAGCUGGGGAUUACACAGGGGGACACAUGGGCAGUGCAAGGACGCUUAACAGCCUGGGAAGUGAAGAUCUUGCAAGUGGUCCAGUCAGCUGGUGGGAUUGGUUAUUCCCUUCAGCAUUCAUAUGGAUGUUGAACACAAUACUGGUGUUUGGGGUGCUGGCCCGUAUUCUCAUCUAUGGAGAACCUGUGACCAAGCCCUUAUCUGAAACUUCAGUGCAGUUUUGGCGGCAUCGCAAGCAGGCAGAUAUGGAUUUAGCUCGG
Lingula anatina is the source of this 1595-nucleotide messenger RNA. RefSeq names its product sterol regulatory element-binding protein 1. Gene Ontology annotation, molecular function: protein dimerization activity; RNA polymerase II cis-regulatory region sequence-specific DNA binding; DNA-binding transcription factor activity, RNA polymerase II-specific. Gene Ontology annotation, biological process: regulation of transcription by RNA polymerase II. NCBI's taxonomy places the organism in Eukaryota, Metazoa, Brachiopoda, Lingulata, Lingulida, Lingulidae. Gene Ontology annotation, cellular component: nucleus. The record is from RefSeq and is a predicted model, not a curated record.